AUGAAUCACUCUCACCGAGCCGUCUCCUCGCCAGGAAGGCUUUCUAUGCCUAGCCCCGCUGCUCCCCUCGCCCUUUCAGAUUUCAUACUUCAACGGCCACUUUCGCCAUACUCCUUUGCCUACGACGGACAAGCGGCCGCGAGUCCAGACGAUACAUUGGCCGAAGGCGAACAACAAUCGUCACAACCCCAGUUACUAGGCGAAACCAGUAGAACAAGAUCGGCAGCAACAGUACCGAUGGCCAAGCUAGGAAGUGACAGUCCGGCCAAGUAUCCGGGACUUUCAACUGUCUCAAUCGGUGCCCCAAGUCCGGACCAAGAAGCUGCAAGGAAGGAAGAAGGGACACUGGAAUCUCUAUCAACGGCGACGCCCUUGGAAUCUCCGCCACCUGUAACGGCCCAGAACUGGCUGGCGACUCGUCAACAAAUCAUACCCGGGCGCAAUGUCAAAAAGGCCGACUGGAUCCGGGGAUGGAGCGAGUCUGUCGUUAACCUUGGAAACACGACAUAUUGCUGCUGCUCAGAACACUUGCUGGUCAGGGGCCGCGGAUGGAAGGGUAAAGGAGGUGACCUUUCAAGCGGUGUACGAGCCAUUUUGCCUGUUACCAGAUCCUUCUCUGGCGGCCUUGACACCACAGCGAACACGUGUCGCAACUGUCACCGCCCAGCAUCGCCGACCCCCGCCACAGGAGAUUUUGGCCCGCUUAACGUCGAAGAGCCAGAGGAGAAGGUCAGACAGAGCACGCGAGCAGAGUUUACACGACGACUCAGCGGCCUACUUCGCCGGGUCAUACCCAGUCGAAGCGAUAGCGAUCGCCAAGCAUCACCCAAGUCGCAGAAGCAUUCGGAUAGAAACUCGAACGCCAGAUCGACACCCGUGAGCGGCGCUUACGGUAACAGACAGCAAAGACCCGCGGCACCUCAGUCCAAGCCGUCUCGUCUGUCCGGUUUCAGUGCCAUAAUGUCGAAGGAGACCCCUCACCCACAUAGUCAACCGAAGAUGCAGACAAAUUCGUGGCCAACGACUCCGAGGCAGCCGGCUGUCUUGAAUGGCACGCGCGCUGGGCAUAACCAACUGCAGUCAGAGUCAGACGAUGACUCGAGCGAUUCCGAUGACCCCCGCGGCAAGAUCGGAUUGAAAGUCAGCUAUGCUCGUCUGCAGCGGGCAGCUAAGCUUUUGGAGCGCAAUAAGUCAUGA
Messenger RNA from Sordaria macrospora k-hell, 1197 nucleotides. RefSeq lists its product as uncharacterized. NCBI's taxonomy places the organism in Eukaryota, Fungi, Ascomycota, Sordariomycetes, Sordariales, Sordariaceae. The record is from RefSeq and is a predicted model, not a curated record.